Benincasa hispida (wax gourd) is the source of this 2050-nucleotide messenger RNA. RefSeq lists its product as uncharacterized. Gene Ontology annotation, molecular function: metal ion binding; phosphoglycerate mutase activity. The record is from RefSeq and is a predicted model, not a curated record. Lineage: Eukaryota; Viridiplantae; Streptophyta; Magnoliopsida; Cucurbitales; Cucurbitaceae.
AAUAUUCUCACUCACUCUUCGUCCCAACCCCUCUGAAAUCGGACGCUUUCUCCGCUCUCUCUCCCUCCUUAACUUACCGCCGGCCGCCGUCUCGCUCCGUCUCCGGCAUUCGGGGAUCAGUUUGUCCUGUCUCUCAAGAAGCCGAUCGCUUCACAGAAUCACGGCAACCAUCAAAAGCAGAAUAAAGUGGUAAUGGCGGAAAGUGCUCUUAACUUGUUAUAGACCACCCAUAUCACAAUUUUGCAAUUCCGUUUUCUUCUGGGUUCAAGCACAGACCUACCUGCGAAUUUCAUUGAUGAUGGUUGUGCAGAGGCCCUAGAGAAACAAGGCAAGAGUUAACUGAAACACCAAGAUUGUGCAACCAUGGUUAUUUCCCAGCAGCCAAAGAAAAGAGUGGCUUUUGUGCUUAUUGACGGGUUGGGUGAUGUCUCGUUACCAAAAUUUGGAUUCAAGACUCCUCUGCAAGUGGCCAAAGUUCCUAACUUGGAUGCAAUUGCUUCUGCUGGUAUUAAUGGUCUCAUGGACCCUGUCGAAGUAGGGUUGGGUUGUGGAAGUGACACAGCUCAUCUUUCUCUUUUGGGCUACAACCCUAGAGUAUAUUAUAGGGGUCGAGGUGCAUUCGAGUCUAUGGGAGCUGGAUUGGCGAUGUCACCUGGAGACAUCGCAUUUAAGUCAAACUUUGCUACAUUGGACGAGAAAACAGGAAUAGUAACUAGUAGGAGGGCUGAUAGACACUUUGAGGAGGAAGGGCCAAUAUUAUGUGCAGCACUUGACAGAAUGAAGAUACCAAGUUUCCCAGAGUAUGAGGUUAGAGUCAGGUAUGCCACAGAGCAUAGAUGUGGUGUGGUUGUGAAAGGACCAAAUUUGAGUGGGAAUAUUUCGGGAACAGACCCUUUGAAGGAUAACCGCUUACUUUUGCAAGCAGAGGCCUUAGAUGAUUCUAAGGAAGCAAAGCUUACUGCAGCUGUUGUGAACGAGUUGUCCAAGGAAAUAUCGCGAAUCCUAGUUUCUCACCCAAUAAAUGCAAAGCGUGCAGCAGAAGGGAAAAACAUAGCCAACCUUGUUCUUUUACGAGGUUGUGGUAUUCGAAUUGAGGUUCCUCCAUUUGAGAAGAAACAUGGUUUAUGGCCAUGCAUGGUGGCACCCACUAAAAUUAUAGCUGGUCUGGGCUUGUCACUAGGAAUUGAUAUCCUAGACGCUCCCGGAGCAACUGGAGAUUAUCGAACACUUUUAACCUCAAAAGCUACUGCAAUAGCAAAGGGACUCUCAGCUCCUUUGCAAUCCUGUCCCAAUGUUUUUGUGCCAGGAGAAGAUGAACUCAAACCAGGUCGGGCUGAUGGUUACGAUUUUGGGUUCCUUCAUGUCAAGGCAAUAGAUGAUGCCGGGCACGAUAAGGCAACUAUAUUUAAAGUCAAGGGAAUGGAAGCUGUUGAUAGAGCAAUAGGACAACUAGCCAAGCUUCUCUGGAAGGCAGAAUCCAGUGGGAAUUUCCAGUACUACCUGUGUGUGACAGGAGACCAUUCUACUCCAGUUGAGUAUGGAGAUCACAGUUUCGAGCCAGUUCCGUUUACAAUGUGUAGAUUGAAAGACUUUGUAGGCGCUGUGGGUGGGGAGUCGGUAAUUGCAGGCAUUUCUCUCGACCCGUUUCCGCUUCCAACAGUCGUACCCGGUGAGGACUUGGAGAGGAGAGAAAUUGAGAAGGUGGAAGAAGAGAAAAACAAAGAGUGCCAGGCUUUUGGUGGUGACUCAGUUUGUGAGUUUGAUGAGAUUACAGCUGCCAAGGGAUGUCUUGGGCGCUUUCCUGGUGGAGAGAUGAUGGGUAUUAUUAAGAAAUUCCUCACAUUGGAUGCAUGAAUUGCUUCAGUUCAGGUGGCUUUUAUUUAUGUACGUUUUCUUUUAUUAUCAAAUUGAUGAAGAAUCAUGAAUCUCGACCAAUCGGAACAACACCAUCCCCUGAAGUGAAUGCUGUGAAUUUUAAUGAUAAUCAAGGUAAAGGUCAAGGUCAUGGUCGAGGUCGUGAUCGUGGCAGAGGAAGAAAUAAUUAUUAUUU